Molecule: messenger RNA, 888 nt
Organism: Pieris macdunnoughi
Lineage: Eukaryota; Metazoa; Arthropoda; Insecta; Lepidoptera; Pieridae
Source: the annotation of a GenBank genome assembly
AUGUCAUGUAAUACUUGUUGUAAGGCUUUUUCAAUCAUACGAAAAGAGAAAGGAUGUCCGAACUGUGGUUUUAGCUAUUGCUCAAAAUGUCUGAACUACAAAAUAUUUUUACCAAAACUUAAUUUUGAAGCUAAGGUCUGUGGCAAAUGCAAAAACACUUUAAAUUCUAAUCAUAAAGUAAUAGAGCCACCAGCUGCCUAUUUUAAACGAAUUGAAAAUCCAAAUGUUGUAAUAGGCCAAGAAAUGGAUGUUAAUAAAAAUGAUCCAGUUGAGGAAGAAAUUAGAAAGAGACUACUAAAGCUCAAGGAAGAAAAACUUAACUCAUCAGAGUGCUCUGAUAAAGAUAUUGCAGAACGCCUAAAAAAAUUAAAAGAUAUUCCUUCCACUUCCCAGGCACAGAUUGAACAAAGAUUAGCUAAUAUUAAAGAAGUCCCAAUACAAUCAAUUCAGAGUAAGCCAGCAUUACCAACACCAGAUAUAAGAACAGAAGAAGAACAAGCUAAUGACUUACUUAGACAAUAUAUGGCUCAUGCAAGUAUGGAUAAAAAAUAUGAAGAUGAAUUUAAUAGCAAAAUUAAUGAUAUUGAAGGGAGACUUUACAAGCUGAAAGGUCAACAGACUGCUUCUAACAGUAUUUCAAGGACUGAUAUGGUUUUGAUGGAAUCAGAAGAUGAAUUGAUUAGAAAAAUCAUAGACAAGGCUAAGGUUGAGUCUGAUGAUGAAGUUGCAAGCCCUAUAAAUAAUGAAUUGCCAUUUUGUGAAAUUUGUAAUGAAGAUGCAGUAAUGAGAUGUUUGGGUUGCAAGUAUUUAUUUUGUAAACUAUGUUUUAUGGAACACAAGGAUGAUGAUGAUGGUUGUGAUAAGUAUGAGAAAUAUACAGCCCCAUAA